This is a messenger RNA of Betta splendens (Siamese fighting fish), 4524 nucleotides long. It is a transcript of the gene tti1, whose product is annotated as TELO2 interacting protein 1. Bases 180 to 3536 code for a protein of 1118 amino acids. Gene Ontology annotation, cellular component: cytoplasm. The transcript is spliced from 14 exons. The record is from RefSeq and is a predicted model, not a curated record. Gene Ontology annotation, biological process: chromatin remodeling. Lineage: Eukaryota; Metazoa; Chordata; Actinopteri; Anabantiformes; Osphronemidae.
GCGUCAUUGGCGCAGCAUUAUGACGUUGCUUCAAGUCGCGUCCGCUAACUUCACGUUAAGUUACUCGUGUAUGUGCGUAUUUUUAUUAGUUUUAUCUUUAAAAUUAAACUCCUCUAUGGGGUCAUUGUUCUGCGGGGCGCAGCCUCCUACAGGUACUGGUGUGAGUGAUUGUUGCUGUGAUGUCUCCAAUUAUGGCUCAGAUUACUGAUCCAAAGAUCGCCUUUGCCUACCUGCGUCCCGCCUGCGUCCUGCUCACGCGAGAGCCCACUGUGAGCAACGUAGAGACACUUAGUGCCCAGCUGAGGGAGGUCAAUGAUGCCACAUUGCAGCAGCUCCAGGAGUAUGUGCUCUUUCCACUACGAUUUGUCCUUAAAGUUCCUGGACCCAAGAAGGAGAAAAUGGUCCAGGCUGUGGCUGAGGCCUUGCGACACAUCUUGCAGACCACUUGUAUUCAGUCCUGGGAGACACUCCGUGACCUUCUCACUGAGCUCUGCCUCUGCCUCUGCUCUCCAACCGAUCCUGGAAAACCUGCAGAAACAUCUGAAGAGCUGAAACUUGCUCUGCUGAAGUGUCUGGAUGCCCUGUUACACGCUGCUUAUGGUGAUAUAGUCUUCAAGCUUUUUGAGCCCAUCAUGCUGCCUGGACUGGGAACUGCCAUUUCACUGCUCCUGGCUUUAGGAGAAAUUGAAAAGUCUCGAGAAAUACAGGCAACAGCCUUGAAGUGCCUCCAGGCUCUGACUUUGCAGUGUGAUUGCACUGAGGUGCACGUGGUGCUAUCUUUGGAGGAUCGAUGUGCUAUGGGCAGUACUAUGGCGUCAUUCUUACCCGGAAUCACUACAGUUGUGACCAGGAUCAUUACUGGAGAUCUGAGACAAGGCCAUAUGGUCAUAGUCACAGCCAUCAAGGUAUGGUCCAGGACUGUGGGACUUGUUAUGGAAGACAGCCAACUUCAGGCAAAGGAGCCCUACAAGAGCCCCUCGCCAGACCUGGGGAAGAUUGCACAGCUGAUGGUCCGUCGCACACAAGACUGGGUGAAGAGUACAGCAGGAAAACUGGCUGUGCUGCUGAACAAGAUCAUCUCCUGCACUUCUGCCCAUCAGCACUGGAGGGUUCGGCUAGAGAUGGUGGAGCUGGCUGACCACCUGCUGGCCAGGUGUAGCCAGUCACUGGGACAGUGUGUGGGCCCACUGCUGGAAUCACUGGUGGCAGCAGUCAACGAUGAGGAACCAAGAGUCAGAGAGAGAUGUGCGGUUGCUCUCCAUUCAGUGUCACAAAUGAAUCAGAGCAGCGGCUGCAGUAAUAAUCCUACGGAAGGCAGCAUCAGUCAGACAUUCACUGACGUGCUUUCAGAGAAUCUCCACUCUUUGGCCACAUCCCUGCCCAGGCUCAUGAGGACAUCUGCUGACCAGAAGAAGCUGUUUGUCCUGAAUGUGUUUCUGGGCUACUUAAAACUCCUGGGAUCACGUGUUUCUGUGGUUCUGAACUCAUCUGCACAUCUGGAGAGGAUUUCUAAAGCCUUGAUGCAGGUGCUGGAGCUUGAUCUGAUGGAUGUUCGCAUUGUAGAAGAAAGAAGUUACUCUUCAACAAUAGAAGCUGGCUCAUCCUCUCAUGACGUCUCCACUGCUCACAUGCAGAGGAAACAUUUCCUCUAUUUUACUGAUGACAAAAUCUUCUCUGUGCUCAUGGAGAUUUGUCGAACAUUAGGUUACUAUGGCAGUAUUUACCUGCUGACUGAUCACUUUCUGGAUCUGUACCGCCAGUCGUCUGCAUACAGAAAGCAGGCUGCCAUGGUGCUCAAUGAGAUUGUCAGAGGUGCUGCAGGCAUCGAUUUGGCAACACAGGAUCAAGGCUUGGAGGGUGAAGCUUGGGGAUGCUCUGUGACCAAGGAAGACCUUAAAGCAUCCAUAGUGUCUGUCAUGGAAGAAUACACCAGUCUGAACAACUGGCAUUUAAUGACUGUCAGUGAGGAAACUGAUUGGGACCGGCAGGACCAGCAGCUGCUCAGCCCACCAAGGCUCUUCUCCCUAACCAACAGCGACGUCAGCAGCACUAAUGCAAACUUCCUCCAAGUGGCUCCUUCUUCAUUUGACUCCCUGUCCGCCGCAUCAACGGCCUCCACCGUCCACCAGCUCAACAGUAACAUCUGGCAGCUGUGCAUCCAACUUGAGGGCAUCGCCUGCUUCGCGCAGGCCUUGGGGCGUGACUUUUGUCCACUCUUGAUGACAUCUCUGUACGCUGUUCUGGAGAAAGCUGGGGAGGAGACUCUGCUAGUCAGCCAGUCAGCACUGGGCUCUAUGUGGGAGAUCAGUAAAGCUUGUGGCUACAGCUCCCUGAAGGAGCUGAUUAAUGAGAAUUCGGACUACUUGCUCAAUGACAUCUCCCUCAAUUUGCAGAGGCUCAGCCAGCAUCCACAGGCUCCACAGGUAUUGACAGUGAUGUUGAUGCACUCUGACCGUAGCCUGCUGCCCCUGGUCGGGGACGUUGUUCAGGACAUACUGAUGGCUCUGGACAUCAGCUACAUCCACACAGCUGCCCUUUUCUGCUCUGUGCUCCACACACUUAUGAAGGCACUGGCGAGGUGGUUUCCCUCAUCCUGUAGUAGGUCCAGUGAGAGAAUCAAAUCCAAGCAGCCCUCAAUUGACCUGGAAAACCUCAACAUCUCUGAAUUCCUGCGGAAUUACUGUAAACAGAAAGAGCUGGCAGAGGGCAUCGGAAUAGAGGAGAACGACACAGACGACCUUGAGGUUCCUCCUCCCUCUGAGUGCGAGGAUAUUGAUGAUAUUGGUGGUCCUGAUGUAAAAGAAGAGCUUCCCUUCCACCUCAGCAUCACUAAAGAUGUUAUGGAGCGUUGCAUUCACCUACUGUCCAACCCCAGCCUCAGGCUCCGACUCAAGGUGCUGGAUGUGCUGGAGCUGUGCGUGUGCGUCCUGAGUGAGAAGGAAAAUGAACUUCUCCCUAUGGCCCAUCGCUGCUGGCCUGCUCUCCUACAGAGGCUCACAGCUGAUGACCCCUUAGCUGUGCUCAGAUCGUUUAAGGUGCUGUGUACACUGGGUGAAACAUGCGGUGACUUCCUGAGGAGAAGAGUUUCUAAAGAGGUUCUUCCUAAACUGAGCUUGUCGCUGGCUCGACAGGCUCCGGUCAGUGCCAAGGCUGGACCCGUUUACUCACAUACCCUGGCCUACAAGCUGCAGCUGGCUGUACUGCAGGGCCUGGGCUCACUGUGCCAGAGACUGGAGCUGGGUGAAGAGGAUCUGGAUGCUGUUUGUGAAGCCUGUCUGCCCUACCUGAGCUGCAGACAACCCAUCAAACUGCAAGAAGCAUGUCUAAGUGUUUUCCGACACCUAAUCCAGGUGGAUCCAGACGCCUUUUGGUUUACUCUCAAUGAGCUGCACUGCCCGUCCCCCUACAUCCCACCCCACCCCGACCUCCUGCCUGUACAUCUGAAUGGGAUGGGCAAGCCAAGAGACGAAUACUCGGAUAACGUGCUGAAACUGCUGAGGGAAGAGUUCAGUUCAGUCCAGCCGUCCGGCAGCUAAUGGGCAGGUGAUGAAUUGCUUUAGUGGAUUGCUGAUUGAAGCACUGGUUCUCAACUGUGGGGAAAGGACAGCCUUCACAUGCCGAAGGUGACGAGCUUUAUGCUUCACUCUUAAAGGAAACACUUUUGUUCCCCACUAUCUUGCUUUGAAUCAUUCAUUAUCACACUUCAGAAUAGUUCUGACACAUGCAACCUUUAUAUGGAAUGACAUGUGAAAAAGAUUUUUUUCCAGCGUGUCAAAGUGAUCACAAAACACUCCCACCAUUUAGAAUGUGUCAUGCUGCCGUCAAAAUGGGCACCAAGGUUUGAUUAUGGACCUUGAAUCUUGAUUGAUAUGGACAGAAAACAUGUCCACAGAGCUGAGCAUCUGACAUAGAGUUCUUUAAUAGAUGCUUAUAAAGCGGCAGCAUUUAGGAAGUUUGGCUUCUUUUGUUAAUGUCUACACUCUUAGUCUUAUAGAGAUACAUAUUAUUUUGAAGUAAUAAAACAUAAGUUAUUAUUUCUGUAUGUAGUAUCCGUAAAUGUUAAACUGUUCUGCAAAUGUUUUUACAGACAACUCUGUUUGAUAAACCAAUGACAAAUUAAUAAAACAGACGUCCAUUUUGUUCAAAAGAAUCUUUGUUAAAUCAUCUACACAGAAAUGUAGCCUCAUGACAGGGAAACUGACCGUUUUGUCAUUGUACCCGUUAGCGCUCAGAGCCCUGAAAGGUUCAAAAGAUGUUUAAAUGAAGGACACAGGAAGCCCCCUCCGUUAUCGUGUUAGCCCACUGAUGGGAGGACCUCGUUCCUCCCCACCUCAUUGCUCCGUAAUGAAUGUAUGAGCCUUCUAGCAUGAGGAAACACGCUACAGCAAGCGCGGAGCAGUGCCUCUUUAUCUCAUCCGGUGCUGUUGCUAUUUAUCCUGCUGCCAGUGCUGACAAUAGCACCAUUAGUCAUCAGCAGCAAUGGGGGGGGGGCUUUGGCAGCACCCAUUACGCACAGGCAACCAU